UUCAAAACGCUGCCCAUCGGCGAUCCGCGUGUUCUUCAGGCAUGCAUGGAGCUCUCAAUCAAGACGCCGGCACAAGUUCUGCAGGAGUAUCAGAAUCGUAACCGGGGCGUGUCGAUCAACUAUAAUACGGUGCCUGUCGAGGGGGACGGUGUGAAGCUCUUCAAGACUAUCGUGACAGCCGGCAGCACAGUCGCAGAGGGGGUUGCCUCGACCAAGAAGAUUGCCAAACAGUUAGGAGCGCAGCAGUUGCUGGCAAUGCUGCACGAGCGAACAGCCCGGAAGUACUAUGAGGUAGCAGAAAUGUACAACAACUCGCUCAAGGGCCAACCUGUGAUCGCCGAGUCCUCCACGUAUGGGCCAGCUACUCCGCUACGCAAUGGUGCGAGGGGCGGCGGACGUGGUAGCGCGGACCCUCGGCUGCAGCGGGCUGAUAAUAAUGCCCCCAACCGGAUGCGACGAGUACGUCGAGCUUCUCCGAACCAGGACUACGACGUCGGUGGAGGAUAUCGCGAGUAUGCGCCGCCCCAGUGGGCUGCGUACAAUCAGCAACCGAUGCAGCAUUUGCCGCAGCAAGCAGCCCCCCAGCAAUGGAUCGGAGAAGGUCAGCAAGGUGAAAUGGAAAUGGACAGCAUGGGCCCCGAGCGUGUGGUGGUGUAUUCCACCACGCCAGCCGCAAACGCUCCGGGGGCUUAUGGUGGUGGGCAGUACUACAACAAUAUCGGUGUCGGCGGCAACGCGUGGGGUGGCUACCCAAAUGUCAAUCACCCAGGGUCUCACCCGAAUGUACCUGGAGCUUAUCCUCAGCAGUACGCUGGCGGCUACGGAGAAAGCCAACCACCGCCUGGCAACAGACAGUAUGCCUAUGGCAAUUACCAUUCUCGACCGUCUGACCGCUCAAACACCUCAACGCCGAUCGAAAGAGUCACGGCCAAUUUACGCAACCAGAUGUCGAAUCAAUGA
Messenger RNA from Phytophthora sojae, 960 nucleotides. RefSeq lists its product as hypothetical. The record is from RefSeq and is a predicted model, not a curated record. Gene Ontology annotation, molecular function: heme binding; primary miRNA binding; double-stranded RNA binding. Gene Ontology annotation, biological process: primary miRNA processing. Lineage: Eukaryota; Oomycota; Peronosporomycetes; Peronosporales; Peronosporaceae. The transcript is spliced from 4 exons. The annotation marks the transcript as partial. Gene Ontology annotation, cellular component: microprocessor complex.